Closterium sp. NIES-65 is the source of this 1416-nucleotide messenger RNA. The record is from the annotation of a GenBank genome assembly. NCBI's taxonomy places the organism in Eukaryota, Viridiplantae, Streptophyta, Zygnematophyceae, Desmidiales, Closteriaceae.
AUGGCAGACGGACCCAGACGGGCGCAUGUUCCCCGUGUCAGGCUCCUCCAGUCAGUUAUUGACUGCCUGCUCUGCGCCUACCUGCGCCGUGUUAUUGACUCCACCCACUCCCGUCACUCCCGCUUCUCCCCAUUCUCAAUCAACCCCACCCUGCUCUUUCCCUGCCAGACAGAACCAGACGGGCGCAUGUUUCCCGUCUCAGACUCCUCCCAAUCAGUUAUCGACUGCCUGCUCUCACAAGCCCAGCAGCUCUCAGGUACACUCUCAGUGACCAUCUCCCCGGGCUGGCCUGUAGCAUCCAUCACUCGCACCCCUGCAGGCCAGUCCCUCAUCUCCUCCUCCAAGCAGACUCCCACACUCAUCAACAUCUCCCUCUCUCCUCCCCCUCCCCUCUCCUCCCUUCCCCCCAGUGACCAUCUCCCCGGGCUGGCCUGUAUCAUCCAUCGCUCGCACUUCUGCAAACCAGUUCCUGCUGACCCACGCUCUCACCCUCCAUCCCUUGAUCCACUCUUUCCGAUCCUCCGAUUCUCCUCCCACCUUCUCUUCCCUCCCCCAGUGACCAUCUCCCCGGGCUGGCCCGUGGCAUCCAUCGCUCGCACCCCUGCAGGCCAGUUCCUCAUCACCUCCUCCAAAAAGGCUCCACCGAUUAUCAAUAGCUCUUCCCCUCCCUCCUCCUCCUCCUCCUCCCCUCUCUCCCUCAUGGCUGAUUUCGUUCUUAUCGGCACCGGUGGGUCAAUCAAGCAAGUUUUUCUGCCUUCCUUACGAUCCUGCCAACAUCCUUUCCUGUGCUCCCCUCAUCGAUCCUCAUUAACCCUCAUCACCCCUCAUAACUCCUCAACCUCGCCCCAUACUCUCCCCUCCUCCUCACCCUUCCUCAACCCUCCUCACCCCUCUUCACCCCUCUUCACUCCUCCUCACCUCUUCCCACCCCUCUCAACCCCAGGGGCAUUCCAUGGCAGCAUCUCUCGGUCACUCCAUCAUCCCUCCCUGCCCUUCCAUCCUUCCUCCCCCAAAAGCAUCUCACAGUUUCACCCCAUUUCACCCCUUCCCACCCGUCCCCGUCCCCCAUCACCCCUUCGCAUCUCUCCCCACCCCUCUCUACUACUGCAGGGUCAUGACAUGGCAUCAUCCCUUGGUCACUCCAUCAUCCCUCCCUGCCCGUCUCUCUUCACUUUCAACAUCCCUGAUUCUGCUCUCACUGCUCUUGCGGGGGUGUCUCUUGAAGACGUGUCUCUGAAGCUGCUUCGGCCCAGCUGUGCUGAAACUCUCUGCCUGGGCUGCCAGGAACCUGCACGCCUCUGCCUACACUGGUGGGUGGGUGCGCUUUUGGUGGCAGUGGUGGGUGCGUGGGCCUCUUUCCCCUUCACCCCCGGUGCGUCUCUCUCCUCCCACCUCUCUUCACGCACUGGGGAGUGA